Molecule: messenger RNA, 4836 nt
Organism: Trichoplusia ni (cabbage looper)
Lineage: Eukaryota; Metazoa; Arthropoda; Insecta; Lepidoptera; Noctuidae
Product: glucose dehydrogenase [FAD, quinone]-like
Exons: 1
Coding region: 1214-3109 (631 amino acids)
Molecular function (GO): flavin adenine dinucleotide binding; oxidoreductase activity, acting on CH-OH group of donors
Source: RefSeq, a predicted model, not a curated record
AAAUAUGCCAUUAUUGAAUCCAGAAUCGCCAACCCGCAGUGAGCUGGCAUGGUGAUCAAUGAGUAGAUCAUCAUCAUCGGUCAGUAGGUAAUCCGGUAGGUAAUUCGUCUUCAUAUGGGAUGAGAUCUUUACCCGUUAGUGGGCAUUUAAAGGCAGAUAUGAUGGCACGGAGUGAUAAAGGUCAUCACGCCAAAUUUACUGUGUGCGUUAUGUCGCGGGUUCGGUCCCCGCGACGCAGUAUUUAGACAGAUUAUGUAUUGAUCAAAGAUUGGUUGAGAAAAAAUGUGCUUAUUUCAGACAAAAAUGCGUUAUACAUUCUGCAGGCAUCGGUAAUGAAUGAAAGUAAGCCGUUCAAUUAGGUUACAUAACUAUCUGACAAGUCGAAACAUUUUGUUUUAUUUAGGUACUGGUUGUGCAAAUCGGAAGAAGCAAGAUUUGCUUUGCAGAUACAUAUUGCUCAAACAAUUUUACCAGGCAAUUUAUAUCCGUCUAUGUCAGGUAGGACAAGGUAAAAUACCUGCUUGGGAGAGUCAUUUUAUAAUCAAAGCAAAGCAUACAGCAUUGAGCACGUGUGACAAUACAAAGACUCUUUUCAGGUAAGCUGGUAGUCCACUAACUGGCACUAUUGGUAUCACCUACCUUCUAGAAAUGCCACUUCUAAAACUCAGUCUGAUUUCAGUAAAUGGAAAAACAUAGAAAAAGAACAAAAAAAACAUGUUGUAAGAAGAAUAGCAAUGGGUGACGUCAUCUCAGUCAUUAGUUAAAUACUGUUAUUGAUUGUCGCAAUCAGAAAUUUUCCCAGACCUCAUUUUAGGUCAUUUUCAAGUUUGGAAGAACCUCUCUUGAAAAUGUGUUUUAAAUGAUUUUAUUAAUUAACUAGGUAAACAACUAGCUAAUGGGAACUGUUUUGAGUGUAUUCUUAUUCAGUAUGAUUUUUAGUAUUGUUUAAGACAGGUGUGUGAUGAUUUAAAGGAAUUUGUGAAAUCAGUGACAACGAAAGGUGCGUGACAACUAAAAAUCCGUGUAAUGGCUUUCGUGUAUAACUAACUAUUAAUAAGUGGAAGAUUAUAAUCCCGUACCGACCAGCGAAUAGACUGAGCCACCUGCUAACUUUGAACUCUGAUUAGAUUAUCUCAAAAGCAUAAAAAUCACGCAAUUGUGUCAAAACAAACAAACAAAUCCUGCAGUACUUAAAAAAUCUGAAUGUUAAGCAAUGAAAAUUCUACGCACAUUCCAGAUGAGAUAUCAGCACUCAGCAGUACUUCUGCCUGUAACAUGGAUGCUAGUUACCUCACUUGUUCCAACGGCUUCACAAUACACCAAUCCUUUUUCCUCUCUCAUGAACUUCCUGCAUGAUGAGUCUGACAUGCUUGACAGGGAACCUCCAGACAUCCCCAACUUAUUGCACGAAUAUGAUUUCAUCAUCGUCGGAGCCGGCACUGCAGGAUGUGUCCUCGGAAACAGACUGACAGAAAUCCCAGAAUGGAAAGUUCUACUUUUAGAAGCUGGAAGUAAUGAAAACUUUUUCAUGGAUAUACCUAUAGUUGCAAACUAUCUCCAAUUUACACCUAUCAACUGGGGAUACAAAACAAAACCGUCCAAUAAGUAUUGUACCGGGUUUGAGAACAAACAGUGUCACUGGCCGCGCGGUAAAGUGGUAGGGGGCUCCAGUGUGCUCAACUAUAUGAUAUACACUCGAGGAUCUAAACCAGACUACGACCGCUGGGAAGCGAUGGGUAACAGUGGUUGGGGAUGGGAUGACGUACUACCAUACUUCAAAAAGAUCGAGAACUAUAACAUUCCUGCGUUCAAGAAUUCAGAUUAUCACGGACACAAUGGCUACGUCAAUAUUGAACAUGCACCUUAUCGCACUUAUAAAGGUAAAGCAUGGGUCAAAGCAGCACAACAAUUAGGUUUUAAGUAUGGGGAUCACAACGGUCCAGAGCCCUCAGGAGUGUCUUUCUUACAGCUUUCAAUGAAAAAUGGAACUCGUCAUAGCUCCAGCAGAGCUUACUUACAUCCCAUCAAUGGAAGAAGCAACCUUCACGUAUCUAAGAACAGCAUGGUCACUAAGCUUAUUUUCGACAGCACUAACACUAAAGUAAUUGGUGUAGAAUUCGAGAAGUUUAAUAAAAAGUAUAGAAUACUGGCAAAGAAAGAAGUGAUCCUGUCCGCCGGCGCAAUUAACUCACCACAUUUGUUGAUGUUAUCGGGCAUUGGGCCAAAACAACAUUUGGAAACAAUGAAAAUUAAUGUAGUAAAGGAUUUACCGGUUGGAUAUAAUCUCAUGGAUCACAUAGCUGCUGGAGGCUUACAAUUUGUAACUAACAAACGAAGUUCUCAUUUCUCAUCUGAAUACAUAUUGAAUCACUUAAAUAUUAUUUUUAAAUGGAUGAAUACACACAGCGGUCCUCUCUCUGUACCCGGAGGGUGCGAAGCCCUUCUUUUCAUGGAUUCAAAGGAUAAGUUUAAUUCUACAGGAUGGCCAGACUUAGAACUUCUUUUCAUCGCAGGGGGAUUGAAUGCGGACCCUUUGUUGCGUCGAAAUUUCGGCUUCGACACCAAGAUAUACGCAGACACAUACGGACCAUUGGGGGACUCUGACACAUUCAUGGUGUUUCCUAUGUUAAUGCGUCCUAAAUCAAAAGGAAGAGUCAUGCUUCAGAAUAAAAAUCCGAAAACUUAUCCGGCUUUAAUACCAAACUACUUCGAGGAUCCUGAAGAUAUGAAGAAAAUUGUACAAGGAAUUAAAGUGGCCGUGGAAUUAUCAAAACAGCCUGCUUUGAAAAGGAUUGGCGCUAGGUUGUACGAGAAUCCAAUCAAAAACUGUUUGAAACUGGGACCUUUCGGGAGUGAUGCUUACUUUGCAUGUCAAGCUCAGAUGUUUACGUUCACAAUUUAUCAUCAAAGCGGAACCUGUAAAAUGGGAGCGGAAAGUGACAAUUCCACAGUUGUAGAUUCGAGAUUAAAAGUUCACGGUGUAAGUGGCUUGCGAGUGAUGGACGCAAGUAUUAUGCCUGAAAUAGUGUCAAGCCAUACGAAUGCGGCGGUUUUCAUGAUCGCUGAGAAAGGUUCCGACUUGAUAAAAGAGGAUUGGGGUAAAUUGUGACUUAAUUAGCAUUGUAUUAUCCAUGCAAAGGAUACCUGUGAUAUAUUAAUUUGUGUCUAACUGAGUUGUGUUCCUCAAGAACUACUGUGUAACUAACUAAAUAGUCCAAAUCAGUGACUUUGUAGGUGAAUGCGUAAAUAAUUAUUUAUAUUUUUCAUUAGGAGAUAGGUUAAUUAGCAUUAAUUAUGCACUAUGUAACAAACAAGACAACCAAAAAAGUCUGCGGUUAAAAUGUUAAUAUUAUCAUUAAUUAGAACUUUAUUGACCCCAUCGCCCAUUUUUAUCAUAUUAAAAUAUUUUAUGAGAAUAAUAAGUGUUUUGAUUAAGAUACAUAUAAUGAUAUAGUAUUCAAAUAUCAAAUGCGCCCGAUUUAGUAUCCCAUUGGGGCGCAUUUGAGCCUUUUGGAGUAUAUUAACCGAGAAACAAAAUGCCUUUAAAUAUAAUACGAUUUUAGAUGCAUAAUGCAUAAAACUUGUAAGAAUAUCAAGUCCGACCCCUGCCGAAAAUGUAUUAGCAAUUCUGUAAUGGAAAGCUUGCGGCAAAAGUUUUGAUAACGCCUGAUUAAAGUUUAUUAGCACUCUCUUCCUUGUCCGUGAUGUUGGUUAUUUUCAAGAGUAAUGUUAAGACUUCCGUACUCAAAGGAUAAAUACGGACUAAUACUACUUUAUGUGUCCGUACAUAAAGUAGAACAUAGGGUAAGAAUUGUACCCGUUUAUAAGAAGAAUUGCAACGCAUUGCCAUACACCGGCACAAAAACGCGUAUGACGUAGAACGGCGGUUCAGGUAGUCAGUAAGAGUAUGACACUACCCGUUUCCACUCUCGAGGGAGCAGGUGUCUAUUAGGAUUCCACGCCUUAGUAAAAAAAAGGUAUUCUACCGGUACUAUUGACAACAGACACUGUUCUAAGUGCAAACAGUUUGCCCGCGGAUCAUGCGCGAUGGCCGUUUCCCAUAUUCUUCGCGGUUUUGCGCUUCGUUCCCCAAUUUUCGACAGUUUUUUGUACCGCCUCAAAGGAAUCGCGAAGCGAGAACGCGAACGUGCUUGUGCAUCUUUAAAUGAUAGUUGUCAUCCACCACCUUAGUUUUCUCCACCGAUUCUUAACUCGCGUUUCAUUUUUAAUAUGUACAAAAUUAUAGUGGGCUAACGCGCACAUUGUUAGGCACGCAGCAACAGCUACUUCGACACCCAUUUCAUUCAAUGUUGCGAACGUAACUGUGAUAAUUAUUAGUAUCAUUUUCCUUAGUAUGUAAAUAAGUAAGUCUACAUAUUGCACUUUAUGUAUGAUAUAUAAUUAGGAUUUUAUAUUUUUUUUUAGGAUAAUUUUCAUGAUUAUAUUAUGACUUUCAUUUAUAGGCACACCUACCUCUUGAUAUCUCCGCAUCACCCUAUGGUUGACUGGUAGAGAAUGCCUCAGGCAUUAAGUCCGCCAUUGUACAGAUAUUGUAUAAAAAGUGUAAAUAAAUAAUUCCGUGAACUAAAGCGAGUGUACGACUACGGACACAGUCUACAGUACUACAGUCAUUGUAAAUUUGCGGCAACUUUGCGCCGCGAAAUCGCGCCUUGAUCCACGGACUAAGUAUAGAGCGGCUUUAAGCGAUUACAGCAAUAUCAAACGUUUCGGCCCCAUAACUCAGUCUACAAAAAGCUAUUAUAGUGAAAGAUUGGCAAUACUGGUCUUAACAAUAAAAUGAACCAAAAUCAAAGUUAUUUAUAUUUCUGGACAGAA